Molecule: messenger RNA, 1519 nt
Organism: Electrophorus electricus (electric eel)
Lineage: Eukaryota; Metazoa; Chordata; Actinopteri; Gymnotiformes; Gymnotidae
Gene: capga
Product: capping protein (actin filament), gelsolin-like a
Biological process (GO): central nervous system development; actin polymerization or depolymerization; actin filament severing
Cellular component (GO): actin cytoskeleton; cytoplasm
Molecular function (GO): phosphatidylinositol-4,5-bisphosphate binding; actin filament binding
Source: RefSeq, a predicted model, not a curated record
AUGUCGGUGUGUGUGUGUGUGUGUGUGUGUGUGUGUGUGUGUAUCUGACAACUUGGAGGUUAGUUCAUGCCCAUAGUCAUCCAUUUGUCUGAUUGUUAGUUGGUUUAUGCUGCGAGCAGUGUGUGGAGACUCUGGGGUGAGGACAGCAGCAGGAAGCAGUGAAGGAGCAGUGACCUUAGCAGACAUCAGGCAGGAAGGUGAAGGUGCAGAUAUCCUCCCUCUCUUCCCCCAGCAGGAUGCUUCCUUUUUGUGCAGUGGCAGGCCAGUUUGGCCCUGAGGUGCGGGAGCCGGGGCUGUGGGGCUGGAGGGUGGAGAAGAUGAAGGCAGUGCAGCUAGAACAGGGCCAGCUGGGAGUCUUCUACACGGGGGACGCAUACCUCAUCCUCAGUAACCGCGGCAGCAGCGGGGCAGAGCUGCACAUGUGGAUGGGUGAGAAGUCGUCACGGGACGAGCAGUGCGCAUGUGCCAUGCUGGCCACGCAGCUGGACCGUUUCCUGGAGGGAGAGCCAGUCCAGCACAGACAGGUCCAGGGCUACGAGUCCCCUGAGUUCAUGAACCUGUUCCCUGGAGGAGUCAGCUAUAAGGAAGGAGGUAUAGAGUCUGGCUUUAGGAAGUCCCGGUCCAACUCCGGCCCAGUGCGCCGCCUAUACCAGAUUAAAGGCAAAAAAAAUGUGCGAGUGCGAGAGGUGGAGCUAAGUUGGAGCAGCUUCAGCCGGGGAGACUGCUACAUCCUGGACCUGGGGGAGACUAUCAUCUCGUGGAGUGGCUCCAAAGCAAACAUGUUUGAGAGGCAGAAGGUGCAUGAGAUUGCUGCUCUGAUCCGUGACACAGAGAGGAACGGCAAAGCUGCCAUCAGUGAUGUCACCGAGGGGGAGGAAACACUGGAAAUGAUACAGGUACUUGGGCCAAUGUCAGCCCUAAAAGACAGUUCCAUAGAGGAAGACAACAAGGCAGACAUGUCUAACUCUGCCACCCUCUACAAGGUGUCGAAUGCAACCGGCUACAUGACGUUAACACAGCUAUGUGAUAAGGCUCCAUUUGACCAACAGAUGUUGGAACGAGAUGACUGCUUCAUCCUAGAUAAUGGCUCUAAUGGCAAAAUCUUCAUCUGGAAAGGAAAUGGAGCCAAUGCAGAGGAGAAGAGGGUAGCCCUAAAGGUGGCAGAUGAGUUUAUUCAAGAGAUGAACUACUCUAGAAUGAAAACUCAGGUUGAGAUUCUUCCUCAAGGCCGUGAAUCCAUACUCUUCAAGCAGUUUUUCAAGAGCUGGAGUUAAUUGCUCACACAAAUCAAACACAGACACACACAGCCUUCUGCUUCUCUCAUCUUGACUGCUUUCUGUGGUCUGCACCACCUGUGGUCUGAGCAGUCAGCUACAUUAUACUAAAGGAGAAUUGAAAUAAUUCCAGAUUUGAAUUGUUUUCAUAAAAUGCUUUUACUUGUGCUUUAUGCUUGUACUUAAAGUUUUGAUAAGAUGCAGUUGUGCAGCAGCAGUACAAAUCAGUCAAUAAAUAAAUGGCA